AUGCAGUGUCUGUGUGCGCUCCUCUCUCUCACCUACCUGGCCGUAGGUUUCUCUGCCGCCCGGUCGCACAGCGCCACUAACGGCUCGUCUCUGCACGAGCUGCUCCAGGUGGAGGGCGGACAGAACGGCUCGGGCCUGUACGCCCUGGACGAAGGCGCGCUGGCGGACUGGCGCUCUCUGGCGGGCAGGAAGCGUGAGGGCGCAGAGCGGCAGCACGCGGCGGUGAGGGCGCUUCUGAUCUUCAGCUACUCCGUCAUUAUCGUGGUGUCGCUGUUCGGGAACGUGCUGGUGUGCCACGUGGUGAUGAAGAACAAGCGCGUGCGCUCGGCCACCAGCCUCUUCAUCGCCAACCUGGCAGUGGCGGAUAUCUUCAUCACCCUGCUGAACACCCCGUUUACGCUGGUGAUCCUGUACCCCCUGAAGCCGAGGAUGUGCACCAGUCAGGGCGCCGUGUGUAUCGUCUUCAUAUGGUUGAUGGCGAGCUGCUUCUCUCUACCACACGCCAUCUUUCAGAACCUCCUCACCUUCGUCUACAGUAAGGACAUCGUUCGCUCUCUUUGCGUGCCGGAUUUUCCCGACCCGUCGGAGCUGUACCGUCAGUACCUGGACCUUGCCAGCUUCGUGCUGCUGUACGUGCUGCCGCUCCUCAUGAUCACGGCGGCGUACUCGGCCGUGGCCCGUCGUCUGUGGCGGCGCAACGCCAUCGGCGACGUGACGAGCGAGCAGUACUUCCUGCAGCGGCGUAAGAGGAAGCGCACCAUCAAGAUGCUGGUGCUGGUGGUGCUGGUGUUCGCCGUGUGCUGGUUCCCCCUAAACUGCUAUGUGGUUCUGCUGUCCAGCCACGCCAUCCACUCCAACAACGGCAUCUACUUCAGCUUCCACUGGCUCGCCAUGAGCUCCACCUGCUACAACCCCUUCAUCUACUGCUGGCUCAACCAGAGCUUCAGGGCCGAGCUCACCUACCUACUGAGCAUGUGCAGGAACGGGCGCCCCGGGGGGCGGGGCGGCGACAGCCGGGGGCAGGAGACUGCCCGAAUGCCUCCGCAGCUGAGCGGCGACCACAGGGCGGCAUGGCCGGAGAGCCACGCCUCCUCGCGGCCUUCCGACCACAAGGAAAGCCACGCCCUCAGGACCACGUCUCUCGGCCAAUCAGGGAAGACCGAUAUCCUGUCGGUAGAGCCGAUCGUAAACGUCAGCUGAUCUGUUGAUUUACAGUUUUCUACACAGAUGCUUCAUUAAUUUAUACACUAUUUUCAUAUCAAAGCAUUUCUAACAGAUGUGUGUGUUUAUAAAACAUUUUAUUAAGCUUAUAAAUUCACACCAUGACGUAACAUUUGCAUAUUUUGAGGAGUAAAAUGCCAAAACAGAACCUAACAGAACGCCCAGCAUUGUGUUUGACGUGAUGAUGAUUUUUGUCUUGUGUUUGUUACUUUAAAAAG
Trichomycterus rosablanca is the source of this 1439-nucleotide messenger RNA. RefSeq names its product G-protein coupled receptor 83-like. Gene Ontology annotation, biological process: neuropeptide signaling pathway. Gene Ontology annotation, molecular function: neuropeptide receptor activity. The record is from RefSeq and is a predicted model, not a curated record. The coding region runs from base 1 to 1200 and encodes 399 amino acids. The transcript has 3 exons. Gene Ontology annotation, cellular component: plasma membrane. NCBI's taxonomy places the organism in Eukaryota, Metazoa, Chordata, Actinopteri, Siluriformes, Trichomycteridae.